UGUAGUGACGUCAUUAGAACCGUGUCUCGCGACGCUGCAGCCAUGGAGGAAGUAAGAGUAUUUCCAUUAUCUUGUGUGGUGCAAAAAUACGCCUGGGGAAAAUUGGGGCUCAACAGCGAAGUAGCCAAACUUGUUCUUGGUGGAGACCCUCUGGCGGUUAUCGAAGAUGACCAACCGUAUGCGGAGCUGUGGAUGGGGGCUCACCCCAAAGGCGAUGCCCUUAUCAAGGACAAUAGGAUAUCACAGAGGACACUGGGCCAGUGGAUAGCAGAUUAUCCAGGCUGCCUGGGGUCAAAGGUCAAAGACACCUUCCAAGGACAGCUACCCUUUCUGUUCAAGGUUCUGUCAGUAAACACUGCAUUGUCCAUCCAAGCCCAUCCCAACAGGGAGUUGGCUGCAAGGCUCCAUUCCCAGUUUCCUGAGCAUUACCCAGACAACAACCACAAGCCUGAGAUGGCCGUCGCGCUGACACAGUUUGAGGGUCUGUGUGGCUUUAGGCCUGUGGAAGAGAUUGUGGGUUUCCUGAAAUCCGUGCCAGAGUUCCACGCCCUGGUGGGGAACGAGGCGGCCGAGGAGCUACAGAGUAGUGGGGGGGAUGCCGUCCGCUUGUCCCUGGCCCUCAAGAAGUGCUUCACCAGGAUGAUGAACUGCGAGAAGAAAGUGUUUGUGGACCAGCUCAACAUGCUUGUGAAGAGGGUCUCUGAGGAAGCGGCAGCAGGAAAGGACACAUCAGGAAGUAAUGGUGAACUGGUGCUACGGCUACACUCGCAGUUCCCUGGUGACAUUGGCUGCUUCUCCAUCUACUUCCUGAACCGUGUGAUGCUUCAGCCAGGGCAGGCCAUGUUCCUGGGGGCCAAUGAGCCGCACGCCUAUCUGUUCGGAGACUGUAUUGAGUGUAUGGCCUGUUCGGACAACACUGUACGCGCGGGCCUGACGCCAAAGUACAUCGAUGUCAACACACUCUGCGAGAUGCUCAACUACACUCCUGCCCCUGCUAGCGCCAAAAUCUUCCCCUCCAUCCAGGAUCCAUCAGACCCCUACGUCUUCGUGUACGACCCGCCAGUACCCGACUUCACGGUCAUGAGGAUACAGAUUCCUGGCUCGGUGAAGCAGUACACAGUGGCCCCGAUAGACUGUGCUGGGAUCCUGCUGGUGGUGCAGGGUGAGGCCACAGCGACUGCGGCCGGCGGCCUCUCUGACACAGCUCUGGGGCGGGGCUCCGUGCUCUUCAUCUCGGCCAAUGAGAGCGUGGCCCUGCAUGUCACCUCUCCCUCUGGCAUGACACUCUUUCGUGCCUGUUGUCUUUUGUAGCCUCUCCUCUCCCGUCCUCUCUUUCAUCCCAGAUCCAGUACCCAGAGUGCCCCUGGCGUUAGCUGAACAGGGAUAACCUACAGCCACGUCACCAGGGCUUUUAGAAAUCGUACUGUAGUUAUAGGAUUCUAAAUCUCUCUCGCUCUCUCUUACACACACACACACAGAUACACACACACGCCACACACACAUACACGCAUACAGACACACACACACACACACAGUUUGUACAUAUAUUGCUGUGGGUCAUUCUCUGUUUGUGUUGGUUUAGCUAGGGAUAUUGUUGCCAUGUUAAGCGUGCACAUUGUAAUCUAAAAUUUUCUUCGAACAGUAUGUCCCUCACACCUUCCUCCGAAGGCUGUUUAAACACAAUGGUUCUGCUUGGGUCUGCAUUUCUUAUGCACUGUAAUGGCAAAGCAUGGGGAGCUACCAGAGUUUGCAUCCAGUUUAGAGGGAAGAAUGAUAAAAUGACUCCCUCCGGCACACAGUCCUUUCCUAAGUUUGAGAAUGAGUUACCCGAAAUUAGAGAGUAAUUAUUCAUCAGCAUAUUAUUAUUAUUAUUUAAUGCAUUUGAUUGCAUUAAAUAUUUAUUAAUAUUUAAUCCUUAACGUUUGAACUAAGAAUUAAAUUUUAACAGUGUUCAGCUGUUUGUGCAUGCUACUUAAGUGAUAUCAACUGACUUGUUGCACAGUAUACUGUAAAUACAUAUUAGUGUCAAUUUGCUUUAAUCACACUGGAAUGUACAGGGAAUUGGAAGUGCUGCAUUCUUAUUUAGCUGGAACAUGUAACCCCAUCAUUUGAUGUGACCUACUAAAUCCAAGUACUGUUCGGAUGGGUUUUCCCACAUUUGCAGAAAGGGAUGUAAGAAAUGCAUUCAUAGUUACCGUCAGAUUAUUUGUGAAUGGGUAGUGGGGUCCCUGGUGUCCUGACUUGAAUGCCAUACCUGCCUCUUUCAGCCUUGCCAUCUAAUCACUACUUGGCACAGAUGGCUGAAUAAAUCUUUCCCUGUCCACAUCAGUGGCUGUGCGGUAAGCAUUCUGCGGGGAGAUAACUCAUGGGGGGGGGGCACAGUAUGGGGGUGAGUCACCUCUCUUUUACUGUAAACCACUACAAUGUCCUUGAAAGAUGAUCCGCACAUGCCAUCCACAUCACCUACCAGUUCCUGACCCUGGCUUUCGUGGACCCCCUCAGUGAUAUGAUAACAGUGGGGGAACUCAAUAGCGUGUCACAAUGGAAAUAGAACUGACAGAGGCAGCAUUACAGUUCCAGAGGUGAACAUUCUGGAAUACUUUGGCAGCUGACAGGUGGUGUGAGAGGUAACUGAGGGGAAAGCUUCCACAGCGACUCGGAGAGAAAACAGGAAACUGGGAAAAUAUGAAAGCUGAUACGCAGUCCGCAAGGGAGGCUUCGUGUCAUUAUUGGGUUUUGUCUUGUAGUGCUAGUGAAUUAGUUGUUUACAGAGGUGAAUAAAGUCCUGAAAGGGGAGCUGAGACUGACUUUCUCUGUGGGAUUCUGUGUUAAAAAGUGACGUGUUUCUGCAAAGUGGUGUUGGGUAGUCUUUGUGUUUCCCUUAAAUGAAGAGACAAUUUAGAGCGCCAACACUUGGAGCAUCGCCUCUCCCAUACCCAACAAGAGGAGUGCCAGUUUCAGUUUCACAACCUCCAUGAAUGAAUAAAUGGGCAUUGGUAUUAGAUCAAUUUACUGUUACUGAAUCUUUUUUUUUGUGUCUGCUGACAGGUUACGUUGAGACAAUUUGCACUAGAGCCCUGAGGGUAUAAAAUGACUUAUAAGGAUUAUGUUGUCAUUUGAUCCAGAAUGUGUGAGACUUUUGGCCACUGCCUUGCUGAAUACACUAGUUCGCAGGUCUGAGCAAUGAGAGAAUGCUUUCUCCUGCAUAGAUCUAGGAUCAAGAAGUGAAUUGUUGGAAUGCAUUUGCAU
Megalops cyprinoides (Indo-Pacific tarpon) is the source of this 3249-nucleotide messenger RNA. RefSeq names its product mannose phosphate isomerase (gene mpi). The coding region runs from base 43 to 1311 and encodes 422 amino acids. Lineage: Eukaryota; Metazoa; Chordata; Actinopteri; Elopiformes; Megalopidae. Gene Ontology annotation, cellular component: cytosol. The record is from RefSeq and is a predicted model, not a curated record. Gene Ontology annotation, biological process: GDP-mannose biosynthetic process; carbohydrate metabolic process. Gene Ontology annotation, molecular function: mannose-6-phosphate isomerase activity; zinc ion binding. The transcript has 8 exons.